This is a messenger RNA of Daldinia vernicosa, 996 nucleotides long. RefSeq names its product glycoside hydrolase family 43 protein. Gene Ontology annotation, molecular function: hydrolase activity, hydrolyzing O-glycosyl compounds. The record is from RefSeq and is a predicted model, not a curated record. The coding region runs from base 1 to 996 and encodes 331 amino acids. Gene Ontology annotation, biological process: carbohydrate metabolic process. The transcript is spliced from 3 exons. Lineage: Eukaryota; Fungi; Ascomycota; Sordariomycetes; Xylariales; Hypoxylaceae.
AUGUUCUUCGCCAGAGGAAGACUCAUCACGGCCCUGCUCGGCGUUGUAUCUUGUCUCUUGAUCAGCCCGGCCACAGCUUUUACCAACCCGAUCCGCCGGCCUGGAGGCAGUGAUCCUCAAAUCUCAUAUUCAGGUGGAUACUACUACUUCUUGUCUACGUCGUGGACGAACGUGCAGAUCUCGCGGGCUACGACAAUUGAUGGUCUCAAGACAGCCACGCCGAAGGUCAUCUACAGCUCGACCGCGAGCCGCUGCUGUAACGUCUGGGCGCCUGAGACUCACUAUCUCAACGGAGUGUGGUAUGUUUAUUUCACGGCGGGCAAUGAGGAAAACCUCGACGGACAGAACCUGCACGUUCUAAAGGGCGGUCCUACACCAUGGGAUGAUUUCACUUACGCCGGGAAGCUCACUAAUGAAUGGUCUAUUGAUGGAACCGUUGUACGAUUCAAUGAAUGGGGUAACUACCUGGCUUCCUCGUGCUUCCACGGAGUACAAUACCAGUCACUAUGUAUGCAGAAGUUAGGGGAUGAUAAUGUGUCACUAAAGGGCAGCAUCUCGGUCAUCUCGCAACCGACUGAGUCGUGGGAACGCAGCGGAACACCUGUAAACGAGGGCCCCGCUGCCCUGUACAUCCAAGAAACGGGGAAGACAUAUAUUGUAUACUCAGCCAACUAUUGCUGGACGCCCGACUACUGCCUCGCGACACUCGAGUGGGACGGCAAAACAGAUCCGGCCUCUGCUGCUGCUUGGAAAAAGUCCUCCGGCUGCGUUUUCAAAGGCGGUGUCAAUGGCCACUACGGCACCGGUCACAAUAGCUUCUUCCGCAGCCCCGACGGAUCGCAAACUUGGAACGUUUACCAUGCCACCUCUAAUAGCAACGGAGCUUGCGAUGAUAGCCGUUACACCAUGGUUCAAGUCCUGGGCAGCGAUUCAGACGGAUCGCCGAACUUCGGUACGCCCGUUGCUCUCAACUAUAAUUCUGCCGAGCCUCGUUAG